CAAUUCCCCGGACGCGGCCGGAGGCGUAAGGGCCGGCUUCAGUGGACGAUGCCGCUGUGCGCCCAGGAUGUCGUCGCGUUUGCUCCCAUUCCUCCUCACGAUCUCCAGCCUGAGGUUGGGCUUCCGCGCACACGGGACAGAACUGCCGAGCCCUUCCUAUGUGUGGUUUGAAGCCAGAUUUUUCCAGCACAUCCUCCGCUGGAAGCCUAUCCCAAGCCAGUCUGAGAGUACCUACUACGAAGUGGCCCUCAAGAAGUACGGAACCUCGAUCUGGAAAGACAUCCACAUCUGUAGAGAGGCUCAGGCAUUGUCCUGCGAUCUCACAUCAUUCACCCUGGAUCUGUACCACAGCUAUGGCUACCGGGCCAGAGUCCGGGCAGUGGACAACAGUCAGUACUCCAACUGGACCGUCACUGAGACUCGUUUCACAGUGGAUGAAGUGAUUCUGACAGUGGGUAGAGUGACUCUGGAAGUAACCAACGGCUUCAUCUACGGGACAAUUCAUCCCCCCAGGCCCAAGAUAGCCCCUGCAGGGGACGAGUAUGAACAGAUCUUCAAGAACCACCGCAUGUACAGUGUUUCUAUCCGGAAGUUGUCGGAACAAAAGAAUACAACCAAGACAGUGAAACAGGAAAACUUCACCCUCAAGGUCCCCAAAGGGAUGAGAGAAUUUUGUGUUAAGGUGUUGCCCCGCGUGGAAACCCGAAAUAACAAUGCAGAGUGGUCAGAGGAGCAGUGUUUACGCAUCACAAUGGAGCAGUAUUUCACCGUGACCAACCUCAGCAUCAUAUUCGCAUCUAUUCUGCUGCUCUGUGGAGUCCUGGUCUGCCUGGUUCUCCUGCGGUACAUCCGGCGCCCAGGGAAGUUGCCUGCUGUCCUGGUCUUCGAGAAGCCUCACGACUUCUUCCUGGCCGACCCUCUCUGCCCAGAAACUCCCGAUGCCAUUCACGUCCUGGACCUGGAGGCCUUCCCGAAGGUGUCACCAGAGCUGAAAGACUCAGACCUGCAUGGCAGCACUGACAGUGGCUUUGGCAGUGGCAAACCAUCACUUCAGACUGAAGAGUCCCAAUUCCUCCUCCCUGGAUCCCACCCCCAGAUACAGGAGACUCUGGGAAAGGAAGAGCCUCCAGAGCUACAGGACAACACGGACAGUGGGAUCUGCUUGCAGGAACCCAGCUCACACUCCAGCAUGGGGCCCACCUGGAAGCAGCAGCUCGGAUAUAGCCACCAGGACCAGGAUGACAGCGAUGUUAACCUAGUCCAGAACAUUCCUGGGCAGCCUAAGUACAUACAGGAUGGCUCUGCCUUGGGCCAUGUCUGUCUUCUAGAGCCUAAAGUCCCUGAGGAGAAAGACCAAGUCAUGGUGACAUUCCAGGGCUAUCAAAAACAGACCAGAUGGAAGGAAGAGGCAGCAGACCCAGCGGAACACUUGGACAAAGAGAUUCCCUUGACGGGUGCCUUUGAUCCUGAACUUGGGGUGCACCCGCAGGAUGAUUUAGCUUGGCCUCCACCAGUUCUGGCUAAGGGUUACUUGAAACAGGAGUCUCAAGGGAUGGCCUGUGCUCCACCAGGGACACCAAGUAGACAGUGGAAUCAACUGGCCGAAGAGUGGUCACUCCUGGGUGUGGUUAGCUGCGAAGACCUAAGCAUAGAGAGUUGGAGUUUUGGCACUAAACUUGCCCCUUUGAACUGUGGGGCAGGCCCUGGUAGCCUCCUGGAUAGCCUUGGCUCUAACCUGGUCACCCUGCCGUUGAUCUCCAGCCUGCAGGUAGAAGAAUGACAGAGGCUAAGGGUUCUUUGUAUUCCAGCCAUGCCUGCUCCCCUCCCUGCACUUGGGAGGCUCAGGAGUCAAAGAAAUACAUGGGUCCUUUCCUGCAGACCCACUGUGGCAGGCUAGCCAGACUCCACAGGGCAGGAAAAGGCCACCUUGCUGUGUGAGUGUCCAGUAGAUGAGAGGUUGUGGCUAGUCUGUUGAGUGAGGCCCUGUAGACACCAGCAGAGCUGAGCAAGGACCGUCACACCUCAGGGCAGGGUCCCGCACUGGAAGGACUUGUGUUUGGGUGGAACCUUAGGGCUUUCUGGAUGUGGUAAGACUGCAGGUCUGAAGUCAGAUCAGCCUGGAUGUCUGCGGAGGUGCUGGAGAGGCUAGCCUGCUGCAGGGUGAAAGGAGAGCUCAAGAGACGAAGGGCAGAGCAGGAGCCAGGUUUAAUUUUGUCGUGUAAAGAUACUCCCCGGCUAGACAGGUCACUUGUCACUGGGAGAUCUUGGGGUACACACCUCCCUUGAUGAUAGGCCAGUCAAUUCAGAACUGUGGGUCAAAAGGGACUGAGACCCAGAAUUUCUGUUCCUCUUGUGAGGCGUCUCUACUAGCCAUCUGCAGUCAUCUUCAUCUUUUUAAUAUGGCUGUGUCCCCUGAAUUACCUGCAGUGGCCAAGACACUGCUCCCUGCUGUUCACUAUUGUGAUGUCAGACCAGACAAAAAACGAUGGCUUUCUGGGUUAGCACACUACCCUUUAGGUGGCUUUGGGCUUGGGCACUGGCCCAGGCUUAGGACUUAUGUCUGCUUUUGCUGCUAAUUUCUAACUGCAGACCCAGAGAACAGGGUGUUGGGCUGACACCUCUGUGUUCAGCUGUGUGACCUUGGACCAGCUGCUUCCUCAGGGGAUUAAAAUAAUGACUAGAUCAUACGGAAGUCCCUCAUGCUGAAUGUUAACUAACUUGGCCCUGGGGUGAUACUUUAAGGUUCUGCCAACCUCUGGGCUGGAAGGAAGUGGACUACGGAAACCAUCUGCCCAUGGGCAGCUUUUGCCUCAUGCCGGUGUUUCAGAGAUCUCAUGGGAGCCUAGGGCCUUGUGCCAAGAUAGCUGCUAGUCACUGGGGUCCAGGGCUGGUCCCUGCUUCCCUGUGCUGCAUUUGAGACCUGUCUUCAAACAGAGGGUGUUUGCAGACCCCCCCAAGCAAGGAUGCAGAGAGGAAGCACAGGGCCACUGAUCCCUGAUCCCAGAGUUUUCUCUGAAGCUUUCCAAAUAUAGACUGUGUGACCCGGUGAGGCCAGCCAUGAACUUUGGUGUCCUGCCAAGAAGGUCAUGAUGCUAGUCUGGUACCAGAGCUUCUUCUGGAACUGGGAGACCUCUUUGAGAUCCCCCUCGGAACAUUUAUUUAUUUAUUUGCUCACUUAUUUAUUGAGGAGGCAGUGUGGCACAGGGCUCUGGGUCUCUCAGGAGAUCUAGUUUUGCCUGUGUCAUUUCUAGCUGUGUGACCUUGGGCAAGUCACGUUUCCUAGUGGAGCCUCAGUUUUCCCGUCUGUAUGUAAAACUUGAAUAUUGAAAUACACCGGAUGUACCCAAUCCCUAAGGAUGUUGAGUCCCACUGAGAAAAUGGAUGUGCCUCAAAUGGAACAAGUGGUGUGUGUUUUCAUCCCAAUAAAAAGUCAGGUGUCUUGUGGAA
Arvicanthis niloticus (Nile rat) is the source of this 3447-nucleotide messenger RNA. The record is from RefSeq and is a predicted model, not a curated record. Lineage: Eukaryota; Metazoa; Chordata; Mammalia; Rodentia; Muridae.